Fusarium subglutinans is the source of this 2220-nucleotide messenger RNA. RefSeq lists its product as uncharacterized. The record is from RefSeq and is a predicted model, not a curated record. Lineage: Eukaryota; Fungi; Ascomycota; Sordariomycetes; Hypocreales; Nectriaceae. The coding region runs from base 1 to 2220 and encodes 739 amino acids. The transcript has a single exon.
AUGUCUCCCAAAUCGUCCCCUGAUCGGGACAUCACGGAGCUUUUCAACCGAAACCGCGUCACAAACAUUCCGUCUGACCAGAGAGCACUACUUGAAAGACCAGACUCGUGGGCUGUCGAGCUAGAGAAUACGCCCCACGGCCUUUCGCAUCUUCCAGGACACGUCCUUGAGACAGUGAAAGCAACGUAUAUUGCUAACAAACACACAAUUCAAGAGCGUACUCCGAUCUCGAAAAAGCACAAUCGGAGCCCCAUAUCAUCACCACUCAACAAACGGCAACGUAAUGGCAUAACGAGUACACCUAGAUCCGACCAUGCGAAACCUCCACAAUCAUCCCCUGAGCGUGCUGUAUCCUGGCCUCCUACGCCAGAGCGCGCUCCCUCAAAAGACGCAGGUUGUAUAGCGGUGGCCAUAGUUGACCACAACACCCAGUCAUCCAUUGUCCACGAAACACCAAAACCAGGGCCAGGCUCCCGACACCCACAGCGGCCGAUUUCAAACCCAAUCCUUGAGAAUCCACCUUCUUCUGGGGAAACUGAAGACGACUUAGAAACACGGAUUCCCGAUGCUCAGCCUCUUCACAAUGGCUCCGUCAAUAAAACGGCAGUGCGGUCGAAACCGAUUGCACCGUCUCCGCUUUCCACCAACAGGACCAUGGCUACACCGCCAUGCGCUCAACCGAGCAACACAGCUCCAACGGUGGUGCCGAAUACGGUAUCCGCAAGCAAUAUUCGCGGGAGUGCAAGCCCGAAAACUCGUCGAUUAAGGUUCAAGCCAAUCGAUUUUGACAGUUUGGGUCGGAGGAGGAAAGGUUGUAACGAAAAAGACCGUCUGCCGCCGACUAUAAUGCCCCCAAAAGUCGUGGACGAUUCCAUGCCAACAUCAUCCGAUUCUAUUAUUCCAUUCACGGGUAUACCCUGGACACAAGAGUCCGUCAAAGACAUCAGAGAGUCAAUCGAGAUGAAGGAAGAUGAAACAAUGGACCGUAUAGAGGAAGUUGUUCCCUCAACCAACUUUCAUAGAUCAACUGCGGAUCGUCCGGUUGUCGACGGUAUUGACGAGAGCAAGCCAAGUGAUGAGAGCAAGACCAUACAACAGCCGACCGCUUCGUCACAGAUGAGUUCGUCAAAGACGACAGCAGCAACGAAUUCACAACCGCAAGUGAAUGAUCAAACGAUGACAGAAAGGUCUCCUGCUCCUGCGCCACUUAUAGCGCCAGGCGCUCCUCUGGAACCCUACGAAGCAUUUGUGCAGCAGUAUCCAGACUACCCCGGUGAAAACGGGGGUGACAAGUUGCCCGGGACCAAGGCCAACUUCAUUUUUGCAUGUGUAUACCUCAACUACCUACGUCCAAGGAAGCAGCUUCGAGACUGCCUCUAUGACGAAUUCAUCCGAGCUUACCCGUGCUCUUAUGGGGAGUACGUCAAACGCUCCCGUAUGGAACCUAUGGUUGGCAUCAAGUGGUUCAAUCAGCAAAAAGGGCCCUUGAUAUAUAAUAAAUAUCUUGUGAACAGUGGUAACUUGAGCCAUAUCCUCAGGUCGUACCCGGAGGAGUUCGCACGGGCGAAUGAGCUAGUAUCCAAGAAAAGCGAAGAUGAUGCUGGCGGUGAUGAGUUAAUGAUAUAUACAAGCUCAGAAGACGAAGGUGGAUUCGAUGAGGACGACAGCCAGCGUUCGGUUUCCCCACCAUCUCAACAUUCUUCAGAGAGGGAAAGCGUUGAGUCACCACAGCCAAUUGCAACCAUCGAGGACGAUAUGGAAAUCGACCUCCCUGAGAUUCCGUCUGCGCCUCCUUCAACUUCCAGCAAAGGAAGGCCAUCAUUGGCAUCAACGAAUGAUUUGGAUAUAGUCUCGAAGCCUGUGCCAACAGCGAAGCCCAUCACUCCUGUACAAGCGAACAUCAGACGACGGAGCCCUGUUUCCGAGAGAAGGCCUGUUCAGUCCUCACGAGUUCAAGAGAUCUUGACUCAGCCUCCUCCGCCCACCUCACCCCAAAUGCCACAAACCUCAAUGUUACCACCAUCUACUAUAGGAGGCUCAGCAAUCAAGUCGACGGCACCUCGACCUGCACAGUAUUUCAAAAGAAUGUCCGAGGACCUACGGAAGGCAACACCAAAGAAACGCUCGGCAAAAGAUCUUGAAAAGCUUCGAGAGCAUUUCAGAAAAUCGAAAGGGACAGGGUCGCAAGAUCGUCGAAGCAGCAGUGGCCGGUUUGAAUAG